Cajanus cajan (pigeon pea) is the source of this 2674-nucleotide messenger RNA. Its product is annotated as subtilisin-like protease Glyma18g48580. Gene Ontology annotation, molecular function: serine-type endopeptidase activity. The record is from RefSeq and is a predicted model, not a curated record. NCBI's taxonomy places the organism in Eukaryota, Viridiplantae, Streptophyta, Magnoliopsida, Fabales, Fabaceae. Gene Ontology annotation, biological process: proteolysis.
AAAAAUUAAAGCAGUUGAAGAAAAAAGAUGGGUUCCAGCUCCAUCUUGAAACUUUUUGUAUCAUCAAUCCUUGUUUGCAUUACGUUGCAGGCAUAUGCGCAUGCAUACACCCAUGGUCUUAGAAAGACCUAUAUUGUAUACUUGGGAGAACAUUCUCAUGGUCCAACUCCUUCCCUUGCUGAUCUUCAGACAGCAACAAAUUCCCACCAUGAUUUACUCGCUUCAGUCUUGGGCAGCCAUGAGAAAGCAAAGGAAGCAGUUAUGUACUCGUACAAUAAGCACAUCAAUGGUUUUGCUGCAGUACUUGAAGAGGAAGAGGCGUCAGAGAUUGCAAAAAAGCCAAAUGUAAUUUCUGUUUUCUUGAGCAAAGAGUAUAAAAUGCACACUACGAGGUCAUGGGACUUUCUUGGGGUGGAAAAAUAUGGAGGAAUUCCUGCAGAAUCGGCUUGGUUGAAAGGAAAUUUUGGCGAAAAUACAAUCAUCGCCAAUUUUGAUUCAGGCGUUUGGCCCGAACACCCAAGUUUCAGCGACAAUGGAUACGGUCCUGUGCCAUCAAAGUGGCGUGGAAACGGGGUCUGUCAGAUUCACCAUUUAGGAAACCAAACUUUCUGUAACAGGAAGUUGAUUGGUGCAAGAGUCUUCAGCGAAGGUUACGAGUCACAAUAUGGGAAACUUGAUCCGUUAAACCGCAGUGCACGUGACUUUGUUGGGCACGGUACGCAUACCCUGUCAACUGCAGCUGGUAAUUUUGCUCCUGGUGCAACUAUUUUUGGCAAUGGCAAUGGCACUGCAAAGGGUGGAUCCCCUAAAGCUCGUGUUGCUGCCUACAAAGUGUGUUGGUCUAAAAAUGAUGCUGGUGGCUGUCAUGAAGCAGACAUUCUACAAGCCUUUGAUCAUGCCAUAUAUGAUGGUGUUGAUAUCAUCUCUGCCUCUGUGGGUGGCUCUAAUCCUUACAUUGAGGCUUUCUUCACUGAUGGGGUUUCCAUAGGGGCCUUCCAUGCAGUUGCUAGAAAUAUAGUUGUAGUUUGCUCUGCUGGCAAUGAUGGACCAGCACCUAGAUCUGUCACAAAUGUUGCACCUUGGUCAUUCACAGUUGCUGCUAGUACAAUGGACAGGGAUUUUUUCACCAACAUUUCUCUCGGUAACAGACAUUACCUAAAGGGUUCCAGUCUUAACAGAGGCUUACCAUCACGGAAAUUUUAUCCAUUGGUUCAUGCUGUCAAUGCUAGACUUCCUAAUGCCACAAUUCAAGACGCUGGUCUAUGCAAGCCGGGAAAACUUGAUCCAUCCAAAAUAAGGGGAAACAUAUUGAUCUGCAUUCGACUUGAUGGAACAACAUCAGUAGCUCAGGGUUACGAAGCUGCUAAAGCUGGCGCAGUGGGAAUGUUUGUGGUCAAUGAUGAGAAAGGUGGCAACACACUUCUAGCUGAGCCUCUUCCUAUACCAGCAGCGAGUUUAGAUAUCAACCAGGAUGAGGAUAUUGAUGAGCGUGAAUGGUUUGGAAAAGGAGGUUCAGACAAAAACAUUAGCAGGAAACUUGCUGCUUACAUGACUGUUGCAAGAACAUAUUUAGGAAUAAAGCCUGCUCCAAUUAUGGCUGGAUUCUCAUCCAGGGGUCCCAGUGCAGUACAACCAUUGAUACUCAAGCCUGACAUAACUGCUCCUGGUGUGAACAUAUUGGCGGCUUAUUCACUAGCCGCAAGUCCAUCAAAUCUACCAUCAGAUAGACGCCGUGUUCCUUUCAAUAUACAACAAGGAACUUCUAUGUCAUGCCCUCAUGUUGCUGGUGUCGUAGGUCUUCUCAAAACACUUCACCCUGAUUGGAGUCCAGCAGCUAUAAAAUCAGCCAUUAUGACUACUGCUACUACACUAGAUAACAACAACCUACCGAUUCGGGACGCAUUUGAUCAGAUAGCAACUCCAUUUGAUUAUGGCUCAGGACAUAUUAGGCCUAACCUUGCAAUGGACCCUGGACUUGUUUAUGAUAUGAGAACAAGGGAUUACUUGAACUUCAUAUGUGCUCAUGACCACAACCAAUAUUUACUCAAAUACUUUAAUCGAAGCUCUUACAAUUGUCCAAAGUCUUACAACAUUGAAAAUCUGAAUUACCCUUCGAUCACGGUAGCAAAUCGAGGGAUGAACCCUAUAAAUGUUACUCGUACAGUUACCAAUGUGGGGACUCCAACAAGCACAUAUGUUGUGAGAGCUAACGUAAGUGAUGGAUUUGAGGUUGUUGUUCGACCAAGUUCAUUGACUUUUAAGACAAUUGGAGAAAAGAAGAGCUUUCGGGUUAUUCUUCUGGCAACUAGUGUGCCUAGUCAUGGUUUUCCAGUAUUUGGGAACUUGUCUUGGACAGAUGGCAAUCACACAGUUACCAGUCCUAUUGUAGUCCUGUAACCUUAGAACUUGCUCUCAGGAAUGUUAUCUUACCAUUUGAGUGUGUGCGUGUUUCAUGUUAUUAGGAUAUAACUCAUUAGUCUUAAGUGCUUUUAUUAUUAGAAUGUCGUUGGAUCGAACUUCAUUUCAUUGGCGUUGUGUUUGUAUUAGGCACCCUCACAAUCAUGUACGGAGCUUAUACGCAAGUCUAACAAGUAACAACAUACAGUUGUAAACUGAUUAAUGAAACCUUUUUUUUCUGAAUUAAAAUUAAUCAAUAUUAAGUCCCAUUGCCCAA